Messenger RNA from Peniophora sp. CBMAI 1063, 885 nucleotides. NCBI's taxonomy places the organism in Eukaryota, Fungi, Basidiomycota, Agaricomycetes, Russulales, Peniophoraceae. The record is from the annotation of a GenBank genome assembly.
AUGGCGACCAUAAACCCAGACGAGCUGAAGAAGCUCGUGAAGGCUUUGCAGGGCGCGUCGAACGACCAGGAAACUAUUGAUGUUCUGACGACUCUCAAGAAGGAGGCUCGGGUCACUGAGGCCCUACUUCGCGAAAGUAAGGCUGGCUUAGCAGUCGGAAAGCUACGUAGCAAUCCCAAUGGGGCCAUCGCCAGCCUGGCGAAGGAGAUUGUCAAGCAGUGGAAGGACGCGGUGGCGAAAGACAAGCAGAAGGGUGCUCCCAGCGCGCCUAAACCAGUCGCGAAAUCCUCCACGCCUACUUCAGUGGCCUCACCAACAACACCGACGAUAGCGUCGAAGGCCCUCGGGACGGGUGUACGCAACUCGAAGACGGACGGCAUCAAGGCUCAAACAUCCGACAACGUGCGCUCACGCUGUAUUGAGCUAGUAUAUGAUGGUCUCGCGUUCCAGUCGGGUUAUCCAAGCGAUCUCCUCCUGAAACGUGCCGAGGCCGUAGAACAAGCCGUCCUGGAUGAUUGCAAAGGCGCCACACCAGCUUAUAAGAACAAGAUCCGCAGUCUCUUCCAGAACUUGAAGGACAAGAACAACGGCUGGUUACGCGACGGCGUCGGUUCUGGCGAUAUUCCUGCCGCCAAAUUCGCGCGUAUGACUACAGCUGAGAUGGCCAGCGCGGAGCGCAAAGCCGAGGACGCGAAGAUUGCGGAGGAGAACAUGUUCCAGACUAUGGCGGCGGGAGAGAUGCAGGCGGAAACGGAUGCGUUCCAGUGCGGUCGCUGCAAACAGCGCAAGUGCAGGUAUCGCCAGGCGCAGACGAGGAGCGCCGACGAGCCUAUGACUACCUUCGUGACGUGCACCAACUGCAACCACCGCUGGAAGUUCUCAUGA